AUGGGAAGUGGGUAAGCUUGUCAACACCUCAAACGCAUCGCAGGUUCAGUAGCAUUGAUGGACGGGACACUCUGUGCACCUGCAUUCAAGUGCAGUUAACACGGGUAGCAGCAGUUUACCAGUUAUAAAUCCACAAAGCUGAUGAAAGUAUGGGCACUAAGGAUUGCUACUGAUACUCCACUCGCCAAUCACUCCCACUUAAAGCUAGGCAAUUCCCAGGCAAUUGGGUACUGGCUUGUCCUCGGACUGACUCUUCUGUUCGGGUGUAUGGAAUACUAGCAUUGCUAGGAGUCGUUGCUGUAAUGACAACACCCACUGAAACAAAAAAGGAAUAUAAACAUGGAGCAUCUGCACAAUAAUGCAAGGCUUUCCUGAUACCUGUGAAAACUUUCAAGAUCCAUGCAAGUAUCUGUUAUUCACUUCAAAACAGCCAAGCCAAAUUAUUGCUAUCACAGCCUUGCAAGAAAACCAGGCAGCCAGAGUGUUCAAUUCAGGAGGAAAAUCACAAAUUUUGUGGAAGGGAAAGGAUGUUUUCAGUUCCAGACAACAUGGUGUGGGCUUUGCUAUUUGUAUUGAUCUACUACACACCACAGAAAUCCCGAUAAGGAUCUCUAAAUACAUUGUGGCUUUAUACUUGUCAACUAGCAGUGGACCAAUAACACUAGUAGCUGUGCAAACCCCGAUGAUGGCCUUGUCUGUGGACUUACAAGAUCACUUUUAUGAACAUCUCAAUAUGAGUGCACCCUCAGGAUUGUGUGCAUUCUAGGUGACUUCAGUGCUCAUAUCUGAUGUGAUUCAGCCACUUGACAAGACUGCAAAGGCAUACAUGAAAAUGACGAUUUAAGUGAGAAUGGUUUAAGACUGCUUGAAUUCUGUGUUAUGUGCCAGCUGUGUAUAUCAGGGACACACAAUUGAAAGCCACGACCAAGCACAAGGCUUCCUGGAUGCACGUACACUUCAAAUAUUUGCAUAGGCUAGAUCUUAUUUUAGCCAAGAUGAAAGAUACCUGCCAUUUUCUCCACAUGCUUCCAUUUAUAGUGCCUAUUGACACUGAUCAUAUACUGACAGUGACAAAAGUGUUUUUUGUGGCAGUAGAAGUUAUAAGACUAAAGCAUCAUUUUUUGUGCAUAUUAUUUUAAUGAUAAAUAGAUUAAAGAUUUUACCUUUUGGUUCAAGGCCUGCAGUGACCUGAAGAAAACUGGAAAAUCUGGUCUGCCAAAGUGGGUGACUGCUUGUAGACCAGUGAACAGUGAGUGGUUGCAUAUUCGCUGGAAGUGCCUUUCGCAGAUGUACUGCAAAUAAGAGAAUUCCAGAGCAAAUACACUGAAUCCUGUUGCUGAAAACUGCAAAAGCUGCACAGAAAAGACUGCACAUUUGGAAAUUAUGUCAUGGUAAACAACAGAAAACCCCACAACACCUCCAUCUAAAUGACAAGAUGCAGUUUUGGACAUAGCCAAGAGGAUUCAUUAGCUCUUAUGAUGAUCUGAAGUGAUUCCUUACCUCAACAUGAGAAGACUGUUAGUGCACUCCCAAGCACAUACAUCGCAGUGAAUAAACAGAGCAGCUGCCAGGAAAUGGAAGACCCAUUUCCUUCCUGAUGCUUGCUUAACUGCAGCAACUGAUUAGGACAGUGAUAGAUGGAGGGCUUGUGAGACAGUGUCUAGUAUUCAGUGAAAGCCAUAGUAGUAUGUUAAAAUAACGUGCACAUGGAAGAUUCACAAUGAAUAAAAAUGACUGUGAAGGCAUUCAGUUUGAAGCCAAAAGUGACCACUUUUGCAAUUUUAUCAAGACUGUUUGUACUUACCUUGUCAUGUCUGUCUAAUAAUUUAAUACCUGAUCACAAUUCCGAUGCAUUUAUUAGUCCAUCAAAUCCUUAUGAAAAGAAUGCCACAGUCUGUGAUAGUAUUGUCAAUUUCCUCUUUGGUGGUAUUAACCGCUGGGAUGCCCAGUAUUUUUUGCACAUUUCUCGGUAUGGGUAUACAUUUGAAAAUUGCCUUGCUUUCUUUCCCACGUACCCAAUCCUUACACAUCUGACAUCGAGGAUCUUGUAUAUUCCUCUCUCAAUCAUUCUUAAUGAAACAUCUGUAACCACUUUUUGUGCAGUUGCCAUUAAUUUUUACUUUUUUGUAAAGGCUGCAGAAGUAUUAUAUGAUUUGACUGAAAAACUGUUCAAGAAUUGUCAACUGGCUUAUGUUGCUUCUAUAAUGUUUUGUGUAAAUCCUGCCAGCAUCUUCUUUAGUGCACCAUACUCUGAAACACUAUUUUCCUUCUUUUCGUUUUAUGGGAUGUACUUAUCUGUUUCAGAUCAUGGUAUUCUUUGCAGUGUGCCUUUAGGUCUUUCUGCAUCGGUGAGAUCCAAUGGGAUAUUAAAUACUUGGUUUCCAUUAUUCAAAAUUGCCAAUAAUGUAUUCCAAAGAUUAUCAAAUAAACUCAAAUCUGAUAAAAGAAUUGUGAAGAGGACAGAUGUAAUAGAUGCAGAUGGUUCCUUCUUGAAUCUGUUCUUGAAGGCUGUGUUAGUGACUGUUAUUUCAUUGGCACCAUUUUUUGCAUUUCAAGCAUAUUGCUAUUCCAAAUAUUGCAAAGCUGAUACUUAUGACAUCGCUGCCUUCUUAGCCAUAUUUGCACAUGAGAAAGAUUUUGUCUUGCCUGGCUCAAGAUAUCUUCCGUGGUGUGACGACAAACUCAUUCUUCCUUACAUGUAUGUGCAGCAACAUUACUGGAAUGUUGGUUUCUUGAGAUACUACGAAUUUAAGCAGAUCCCUAAUUUUAUUCUUGCUGCUCCAGUUAUAUUCCUAAUAUUCACAAUGACAUUUUGUUUUGUGAGCUUACACAUGAACUUUAAUAUACGAUUUUUGAACUUAAAGGUAGAGUCUAGUUCAGGUAUGCCACUGAACAUUCUCCCUUUUAUUGCUCAUGCUGCUGGACUGACAAUAUUUUGCUUACUAAACAUUCAUGUACAGGUGACAACUAGAAUGGUAGCUUCAUCAAGCCCAGUACUGUACUGGUUUUCUGCAUAUAUUCUAACUGGUAAACUCCACAUCUCAAAUGAAGCCUGCAAGAAACAAGAUAAAAAAGAUGUAUCACAGAAAAAAACAAAAUCAGUUGAGUUUGAAACAAAAUUUGAAGACUGGUGGAACAUUUUGUUUGUGACUUUUGACAUACCACAAAAAAUGUUUUCAAAGUUUAUCAAAAUUUAUUUCAUAUCUUAUUUAAUCAUUGGAACCAUACUUUUCAGUAACUUUUAUCCAUGGACUUAAAAGGUUCUUAUAAAUAGAAAGAAGAUUGACUUUUUUUUCUUUCUUCCUUAAUCAAAUGAACAAAUGAGAACAUGUAUUUCAUUGUAUCAUUACAUUAAAAUUCAUGUCAAUUACUGGUGAGAAACAGUAUUUACUUUUAAUUUAUGGACAUGUAAAGCACUCUUGUUCUCAAGACAGUGGUGACCAUGGACAAUGAAUAUGGUAUCCAGUCAAAGAAAUGCUUAAGAGCCUUGUGAUAAUCAUAAACUUGAAAACUAUUAUUCUUAUAUCUGAUAGUGAUUUGUUACAGAAUACUUGUAUCUUUGCAGGAAUAGGCAUUAGAAUAAAGAACAUACAACAGGA
This is a messenger RNA of Schistocerca piceifrons (Central American locust), 3599 nucleotides long. It is a transcript of the gene PIG-V, whose product is annotated as GPI mannosyltransferase 2. Lineage: Eukaryota; Metazoa; Arthropoda; Insecta; Orthoptera; Acrididae. The coding region runs from base 1731 to 3257 and encodes 508 amino acids. Gene Ontology annotation, cellular component: mannosyltransferase complex; endoplasmic reticulum membrane. Gene Ontology annotation, biological process: GPI anchor biosynthetic process. The record is from RefSeq and is a predicted model, not a curated record. The transcript has 3 exons. Gene Ontology annotation, molecular function: GPI mannosyltransferase activity; alpha-1,6-mannosyltransferase activity.